Messenger RNA from Struthio camelus australis, 3290 nucleotides. Its product is annotated as sphingosine 1-phosphate receptor 3. Gene Ontology annotation, biological process: regulation of metabolic process; adenylate cyclase-activating G protein-coupled receptor signaling pathway. Gene Ontology annotation, cellular component: cytoplasm; plasma membrane. The record is from RefSeq and is a predicted model, not a curated record. Gene Ontology annotation, molecular function: sphingosine-1-phosphate receptor activity. Lineage: Eukaryota; Metazoa; Chordata; Aves; Struthioniformes; Struthionidae.
GGAGCCGUCGGGGGAUGGAUAAUGCCUCUUGAAUAGCUCGGGCAGGACCUCGCUCACCCCAGAAAGCUCAGGUCUCUGCCGCCACGCCGAUUUGCAGACUGAACACUUGAUUUUGCAGGGCCUGGUUUGAGAGCCACUGUCCCAAAUUACCAUGCGAGGAUCGCUGGAGCCUGGGGUCCCUGCCGCCUGCCCAGAGGAGUGCUUGGAGGAGCGUGGCUUGAUCUCCCUCUUGUGGAAAAUUAUUGGAACUAAAUUCUUGCGAUAUUAAAGAGGCAAAGAACUGCAUCGACUGACAGAUGAUGGCGGUCGUCACCACGCCGCCUGCCGCUCUCAGCGGCCCCCAAGGAAGCGAGGAGAUGGAUUCCCUGAUCGUACUGCAUUACAAUUACACAGGAAAGCUUAUUCUAAGAGAAAAGGCAACUGAUAAAGUAGACCUGCCAACUAUUGCAUUUCUCAUCUUAUGUAGCUUUAUAGUCCUGGAAAACUUGAUGGUGUUGAUUGCCAUUUGGAAAAACAAUAAAUUUCACAACCGCAUGUACUUUUUUAUUGGCAAUCUAGCUCUCUGUGAUCUUCUAGCUGGAAUCGUUUACAAAGUAAACAUACUUAUGUCUGGGAAGAAAACUCUGAGCUUGUCCUCCACAAUCUGGUUCAUUAGGGAAGGCAGCAUGUUUGUUGCCCUAGGAGCUUCCACUUUCAGCUUAUUAGCAAUAGCUAUUGAGCGGCAUUUGACUAUGAUUAAAAUGAGGCCUUACGAUGCGAAUAAGAAAUACCGAGUGUUCUUGCUCAUUGGAACAUGCUGGCUGAUUUCGGUCUCCUUGGGUGCCUUACCCAUCCUCGGUUGGAACUGUAUAAACAACUUACCGGAUUGCUCGACAAUUUUGCCUCUUUAUUCCAAGAAGUAUGUUGUGUUCUGCAUAAGUAUCUUCAUAGCCAUUUUGGUAGCUAUCGUUAUCCUUUAUGCACGUAUCUACAUCCUGGUGAAGUCCAGCAGCCGCAACGUUACUAACCACAAUAACUCCGAGCGCUCCAUGGCUCUCCUUCGGACGGUUGUGAUCGUCGUCGGCGUCUUCAUUGCCUGUUGGUCGCCGCUCUUCAUUCUGUUCCUCAUCGAUGUGGCCUGCAGGGUCAAGGAGUGCUCCGUCUUGUACAAAGCCAACUGGUUUAUUGCUUUGGCUGUCAUCAAUUCUGCAAUGAAUCCCAUCAUCUACACUUUGGCCAGUAAGGAAAUGCGUCGGGCUUUCUUUCGCCUUGUUUGUGGCUGCCUGGUGAAAUCCAAAGUGGCCAGAUCUUUGCCUAUUCAGCCCACGCCAGAUCACAGUCGAAGUAAAUCCAGCAGCAGCAAUACCCAGAAGCCAAAGGAUGAUUUCCCGCAGAUGAAUGUUCCCUCGGGUAUCACUGAGAAAAAUGAAUCUUCAUUUCACAAUGGAAAUUUCUGUAAAUAACAGACUGCUCAAGACGAGGACUGUUCUGUGGCUUUUAGGGUUAAACUACAAAUGCAGUUCUGAUGUUCUUGCACUUAAAUCAUAGGGGAAAACACUAACCACUUAUUUAACUUUGAGGACUUAUUUAUCAGCAAUCAUUUGCUUUGGGUAUUCGUUCAGCAACACACCUGAUUCAGGAAAACUUGUCAUGCUACCUACCCAACAGCCAGGACAAAGUCCAUGCAUGUCCAAUGACAUUGUGCACCGUGAAGGCAUUGCAUAUUAUAUGAUUAUGUGUAGCACUGCCUGAUCCUGCAAGACGUGUAUAAAAUCUUUCAGAAACAUCACCAUUCGCUAAACACUGUUGAUGAUCGGAAAAUGAGCCUGAUUAUCACUGAUUGGGAAAAGGGCUCAUUACAUAUGUUGGCAAUUAUAGUUCUCUAUAUGUAUCUUGCUGUUAUGUUAAUGGCCUUACAUGUAUGUGGUAUAAAUAGCUGUAUAUUUGUACAAUUCCUUAUUAAAAAGUCAUUGUUUGGCAAGAGUUUACAGUAUGCUAAACAUUAUAUUGCAGUACACAAUGUAAGAUGACAAAUUAUACAAGUAGAUAGAUGUGUUUCAAAGAUGUUUGAAAACAUACCAGGAAGUACCUUUAAACUGACAGAGGAACUUUAACAUGCCAUAUCAAUGCAGUAUUUCUAUUUUUUCACUGUUACUCAAACUUUUCAUGUUCAGUGAAAGACAGCAUGACAGUUGUCACUGUGACAUUUCACAACUUAUUUUAAACAAACAGUAGUAAAUAACAAACAGUAGCAAAUAACGAUUGAGAAAGGAUAUAUACGUUUGUUAUUUAAAAUAGUUAAAAUGUGACCCAACAAUACACAUAUAGCAAGUGUAUGUACUUUGUUAAUGCAUAUAUUUUUACUUACUAUUUUCAAUGUAUUUAAAAAUGUAUGUCAAACCCGUGUAAACCUGUGUACGUUGUAAAUGCACUACCUUAGCUGAGGCUCUUCGGUUCUCAAAGAGAGGAGUAUCAUUUCAGAAAGCAAUGAACCACAACUGGGUUUUCUUGUGGCAUUCCUAGUUUUCUCUCCAGGUGCUACUGUGGCAUGGAAUUGUAUUAUGGAUUCUGUCAGGGAAGAAGUCCAGCUAGCGGGACAAGAUCCUACUGUCUGUCAAGGGGACCUUAUGCUUCUCCCACCUCUGGGUGCUUUUGAAGACACAAGAGGGAAGAUACAGUACAGCAGGAUCACGGUGAAGCGACUAUCUCAAUAUACAUCUGACCCUGCCUUCGAUCUGGAAUGAGAGCCCAUGCAGUUUGGAAGACCUUCCACCUUUCCUGGAGCCCCAAACUUACUCUUUAGAGAGGCUGUUCCAGAGAAACCUCUAUGAAAACAACUCCAUAGUUCAUCACUGCCUUACCGGGUUCCAUUCAGGAUGGUGGUCCACUUCAGAGGGGGCUUCGGUGACCUGCAAGGGUUAAGACAUCAUAAACAUCUGGGGUUAGGUCCCCACAGACGUGGUCCAUGGUACUUCCAUCCAUAGUACUUCAGGGCUGGAAGCUUCAAUGGAGGCUGAAGGGAAAUCCUCAGAUGAGUUCCCAUCAUUCAGUAGGAAUGUAACCAUCUAGCCUUCUUGGGCUCUUGUGAAGAUUCCUGUUUAAUGUCUCAAACCACACCUUGCCUUAUGCACAAUCAGAAGUUGAGGCUUUUUUUAAGUUUACAACUUGUAAGAGCUCAUCCUUAGCUUUACUCCUGUCUCAGUCAUUUAAAGCAACAGCAUUAAAAGACUCUUUCCAAGUAUGUACAGUGUAUAAAUCAUGUAAUGUAUGUAGCAAAAGCCUUUACAAUAUAGAGGUUUGCAUUGCCAUUA